AGCAGUACCGCUGGGAAGAGUGAGAGAGGGAGGAACAGCACAGCAUCCAUAGGCUGGGAGUGGGAAGGGGGGGAAGGAGAGAGAUCGCCCUUUACUAAGGAACAGUGUGAUUUUUCUCAUCUCCCUCUCGAAUUCUAAAACUUGAAACACCAGGAGCGUUGUGGAUUUAUGCUUUUACAGAUCACUCUGCUCUGGACAUUGAAUUAAAAGCAGCUGUGAAGCUCUAGGGGGGAUGAUCUACACAGAGUUCAUAAAUAAGACACUGAACAGGACAUGAAUGGGAUGGCGUCAGAUGACAACACUUCCUCCCAGGAAGAGUUCCUCCCACACUAUCUCCAGAAGGAAGAUCCCUUUGCAUCGAAGCUUUCUAGAGAAGCUGACAUUGUAGCUGGGAUUUAUUUGACAAUAAUUGGGAUUCUUUCAACUCUGGGAAAUGGGUAUGUUAUAUUUAUGUCCUCAAAGCGAAAAAAGAAAUUGAGACCUGCUGAGAUAAUGACUGUUAAUCUAGCAGUGUGUGAUCUGGGCAUUUCAGUUGUAGGAAAACCCUUUAGUAUCAUUUCCUUCUUUUCUCACCGCUGGGUGUUUGGAUGGAUGGGAUGUCGCUGGUAUGGAUGGGCUGGUUUCUUCUUCGGCUGUGGGAGCCUUAUUACUAUGACAGCUGUCAGCCUGGAUAGAUAUCUAAAAAUUUGUCACUUGUCUUAUGGUACCUGGCUUAAGAGACAUCAUGCAUUUAUCUGUCUGGCAAUGAUCUGGGCUUAUGCUACUUUCUGGGCUACGGUGCCUUUUGCUGGUGUGGGGAGCUAUGCCCCCGAGCCCUUUGGGACCUCCUGCACCCUGGACUGGUGGCUGGCACAGGCGUCGGUGGCGGGACAGGCUUUUAUUCUGAGUAUUCUUUUCUUUUGCCUCCUGUUCCCAACAGCAGUGAUUGUGUUUUCCUAUGUCAAAAUCAUUCUAAAAGUCAAGUCAUCCACCAAAGAGGUUGCUCACUAUGAUACCAGGAUUCAGAACAGCAACAUACUUGAAAUGAAGCUGACCAAGGUGGCAAUGUUGAUCUGCGCAGGGUUCCUCAUUGCCUGGAUCCCUUACGCUGUUGUCUCUGUCUGGUCAGCCUUUGGACAGCCGGACUCAGUCCCCAUUCACUUUUCAGUGGUGCCAACUUUGCUUGCAAAGUCAGCAGCCAUGUACAACCCAAUUAUUUACCAGGUUAUUGAUUGUAAGUUUGCCUGUUGCCGGCCAGGUGGAUUGAAGUCACUGCAGAAGAAGAACUCUUUGAAGAAGUCAAGGAUGUAUACCAUACCUGCACACAGAGACUCGAUGGCGAUGAACGAAACCCAACUGGAAGUAUGAAGGCUAAUUUCAUAGACAGCAAAUGAAAACCUGAUGACAAGCAAUCACACUGUCUCGAGUUCCUCUUUCUGUAAAUAAAUUGAAGCAUGAUGACAGCUUUCUUUUAUUCCCUAGUCCUAUGUAAAAUGUAGCUUUUUCCAUCCUGACUAAAAUAUUGUGAUUGGAGCCGGUAAAAUAUUUUAAGCACUCAGAGGAAGAAGAAACAGAAUAUUCAUAUGUAUAUGUAUACAUUUUAUUCUAUUUUUUUUUAAUUUUUAUUUUAGCCAUACAGAACUGAUAGUUUGGAUGAUAUUUUGCCUCAUGGAAAGGGAAGUAUUCACAAAGGCCAGUUUUAGCUUGCGAAAGCUAACCUCCCUAGAUUCCCACUGCUGUCACCGGAGCAUGAGAGUAAGGAUUCCUUAGAGGACAAAUCAGAGUUGGAGCUCCACUUAUGAGGGCUCUGAAUCACCCACUGGAGAAACAUUAACCCUCUGACUAUUCCUUGUGAAUAUCUCUCCAACUCAUGUGGCUGCAACCUGCCUUAAAACCACUUUGAUUUCAGUCCUUCAAUAUUCAGAAAUAUUUGCUGCUAGUCAAGGCAAGGUCAGAAGUGUCACACUCAUACACCACAGAUGGUCAGUAUAAUAUUUGUGAAUGAGAAGGGAAAGGUCUCUUGCUCAAGUGUCAGUGUCAUUUAAAAAAUUUGGAACCAUGAAUGACUUUGUAACAAAAAAGUAGAAUGUAAAUGAAGUCAGCCCUAUACAAGCCAAACUGAGGAAACUAACAGUUUGCACAUCUUUUCACCAUUCUCUGCCAAAUUUACAAAUAAAUUUGACAGCAAUAAGCAGACAGGUUAGACUUAUUGAACAGUAACUGACUUUUUUCGUCUUUUAUUUUUCAUCAUUCUUCAUGAGAUCACUGUUUAAUAUAAAAUGACAAAUCCUUCCUCAAUCCUCAGCGUGAAACCAGAAACAAAACUAGUGAAUUAAUGAGAACUUUACAGCACAGGUAACAGACAAGUCUUUCUCCAGUGCAGUUGUAUCUAAUUUUUAAAUAUUAAACCCUCGAAGGAUGAGGAUUAGGAAAGAUUUGGGAGAAAGACAGGCUUACUAAACCAAAGCUUGUAACUUCCUAACGCACUUAACAGAAAAACAUGGUGCCUUGAAAAGACAUGCAGAGUAAGGCAGUCUAAAAAGUUGCAUUGUAUCUGAACCAUAAUUAUUUCCAUUCUCUUAGUUUACCUUAAGAUAGAGGCAUCACUGCCCACCAGAAAUUAGCAGUCCGGUAUAAACAGAUUUGUAAUGCUUAAAAUAAUGAUUUGGUGUUUGUAUGUAAUUUCUUUGGGAAGAAUACAAUACUAUAAAAAAUAAGUUAAUUGCAAAUCAAAGAAUCUCCCACACAGAUUUAUGUUGACUGUUCAUUAGAAUAAAAGAAAAUUACAAGCGUGAAAGCUUUAUUCUGAAUUGUUCCUUUAAGGAAAGAAAGCAUUUAUGAAAGAGUUUCAUUUGUUUUCCUGUUAAACAUUUAAUGGUCCUUUUUAUCAUAUUGCUAUUUCACAAUUGUGUUUAACAUGUAUUCCCUGCAAUAUUGAACUGAACUUCUUUUUUAGCUAAUCUGUAGUGAUGUUAAUAUUGUUUCAUAUAAUAAUAUCAUAAAGGUUUAAAGUAAUCUGAUGUUUCUUGGCAUGUCCCAGCACUCCAAUUCUGCAGUGCAAAUGGUUGCUGUUUUCUCAAAUGAUAUUCAGACAAUGUGACAAAAGCUGAAUUUUGUCGAAUUUCCAUAUUCGAGUAGAAGAAAGUACUUCUUCCUCCUCUGUAAUAUAUUUUGCAAAAUAAGUUUGAAUAAAUACUAGGAGAACUCACAGAGGUAAAAGGAGUUCUCACGUUACCUAUACAA
This is a messenger RNA of Columba livia (rock pigeon), 3222 nucleotides long. Its product is annotated as opsin-5-like. Lineage: Eukaryota; Metazoa; Chordata; Aves; Columbiformes; Columbidae. The record is from RefSeq and is a predicted model, not a curated record. The transcript is spliced from 7 exons. Bases 274 to 1347 code for a protein of 357 amino acids. Gene Ontology annotation, cellular component: plasma membrane. Gene Ontology annotation, biological process: cellular response to light stimulus; visual perception; phototransduction. Gene Ontology annotation, molecular function: G protein-coupled photoreceptor activity.